AUGACUAACUGUUCCACAGUUCCUGGAUUCAUUCUCCAGGGCUUCUCAGUCAUUCCUGAAGUGCAGACUUUUAGUGCUACUAUCUUCCUCUUUAUCUACAUAUUCUCUGUGCUUGGAAACAUCUCCAUCAUCACAGCAGUAAAUCUGGAUUCUCAUCUGCACACACCAAUGUACUUUUUCCUCAAGCAUCUAUCAUUGAUUGAUAUGUGCUCCACCUCUACUACACUUCCCCGGGCACUCUUUGCUGCCCUGGCUGGUGCAGAAGUCAUCUCUCUCCCAGGAUGUGCAUCUCAACUUUUUGUUUUUGUCUUCUGUGGUGCCACUGAGUGCUUCAUCAUUACCAUCAUGGCCUAUGACCGCUGUCUGGCCAUCUACCAGCCUUUGACCUAUGGAGUCACCAUGACCCAACAGCUCUGCUGUACACUGGUUUGUGUGGCCUGGGUAUGUGGGCUGCUCUUUUCCUCCUUCCACACAGCCAAUACCUUCACCCUCUCUUUCUGUGAUCCCACUGUGGAACAUUUCUUCUGUGACAUCCCACCACUCUUACGAUUGGCAUGCACUGAUCCUCAAAAUCAUGAAAGAGCUGGUUUUCUUGUUAGUGGCUGUGUCAUCAUGAGCUGCUUUGCACUCACUGUCCUUUCCUAUAUCCGAAUCCUAGUCACUGUGGCCCAUAUCCGGUCAGCAGAAGGCCGCCAGAAAGCCUUUUCCACCUGUUCCUCCCACCUCAUCACAGUAGUCCUCUUUUAUGGGACUGGCAGUUCAGCUUACAUGCGGCCUGCUAAUGGCUAUUCCCCACUUCAGGGGCGCCUUGCUGCCAUAUUUUACUCCAUCCUCACCCCUACUCUGAACCCUAUUAUCUAUAGUAUGAGGAACAGAGAUAUGAAGGCAGCCCUACGGAAACUGUUUUGCAUUCAUGGACCAUAA
Messenger RNA from Gracilinanus agilis (Agile Gracile Mouse Opossum), 924 nucleotides. RefSeq names its product olfactory receptor 10C1-like. Gene Ontology annotation, cellular component: membrane. Gene Ontology annotation, biological process: G protein-coupled receptor signaling pathway. Gene Ontology annotation, molecular function: G protein-coupled receptor activity; olfactory receptor activity. The coding region runs from base 1 to 924 and encodes 307 amino acids. The transcript has a single exon. Lineage: Eukaryota; Metazoa; Chordata; Mammalia; Didelphimorphia; Didelphidae. The record is from RefSeq and is a predicted model, not a curated record.